This is a messenger RNA of Drosophila hydei, 1497 nucleotides long. Its product is annotated as myristoylated alanine-rich C-kinase substrate. The record is from RefSeq and is a predicted model, not a curated record. NCBI's taxonomy places the organism in Eukaryota, Metazoa, Arthropoda, Insecta, Diptera, Drosophilidae. The transcript is spliced from 3 exons. Bases 243 to 938 code for a protein of 231 amino acids.
UCUCAGUUGUGCCCCACACACACAUAUACACACCAAGAGUCUUCACAGCUACACACACAUACUCACUCACACACACACACACACGCACACCCAGUCCUCCCCAGUGUCUGCAGCCAAAAAAUAAUAAGAAAAAUCGUCGUGAAUUUUUUGUUCGUUUCGCGCGUUUUCAAAUUCGAAUCAAACUUUUUUUUUCCAAGUUUUAUAAAUAUUCACACGCACACACACACACACAUACAUACAAAAUGAAGUACUUCAACAUUUGCCUGCUUUUCAUCAUCUGCGCACUGUGCUACGGUCUGGUUGCCGCCCAGGAGGAGGGUGCGUCAGCUGGCAACGCUUCGCCGGCGAAGAGAAUCGCUGCGCUGCGUCGUCCAGUGGGCAAGGCGGCCAAGCCAACGACAACGACAACAGCGGCGCCUGUCAACGACGAUGGCGCCGAGGAGGAUGAGUACAAUGAGGAGGGUGGCGCCGCCGCUGGCGAUCAUGGUAGCCAGUAUGGCGAUGAGCAGGAGGAAGGCGGCGUUAGCUCUACGACCACCACAACGGAGGCGCCCAAAAAAGUUGGCCCUGUGAUCCGGCCAUUCCGUUCCAACGAUGAUUUCCUGAAUUCGCUGAAGCGUCGCCAGCAGAACGCCAAGAAACAUCGCAACGAGAAGACGCCAGCCAGCAAACCAGCCGCCAAGAAAACCGACGAGGAGCCCGCCGAUCAUGAGGAGGCUGCAAGCGGCCAGGCACAAGCACCUGCUGCACCGGCUGCUGGACCCGCCAAGGGCUACAAGGGCAAUUCGGCAUUAAAUCGUCGCAAGUUGACGAAGCCUGUCAAGGCGGAGCCGGAGGUGGAUGCCGCUGCCGAAGAAUCGGAGCAGCAGCAAAAGGAGGAGGAGCCAAAGCCUAAGCGUCCGCUCAGCAGUCGCCUGGCCUUGAGGAAGCGCAACUAAGCUAACAUACAUGCAUACAUACUUCUACACACUUUUUUAAGGCACUGUAACUUAACAGUUAUGUUUCACAUUGUUUCUCUCCCUCUCUCUCUCUCUUGGUCUUUCGCUCACAUGCAUGGCUAGCCAAGGACAACUCGAGCUUGGCCUGCUAACAUGCACACAUACAUACAUAUAAUAUAAUCAGCUGAUACACAUACACACUGUCUCUCUCACACUCAUUGCUAGCUAAGGGCAGCUCAAGCUCUGCCUGUUUAGUUUUUAGUACAUUUUUUUUUCAAUGUGUGGCGUCUUUUGCAUUUGUGCCGGUGCGCGUGUGUGUUGGAGCAAGAUUUAUUUAUGUAUUUUAUGCACAACACACACAAACGCACUUGCACUGCUUAUCAGACACACACACUCACACUCAUAUAUAUACCGCAACCUUUUCCCACUUGCCUUUGUGCGCUUGUAUUUGUGUAUAUAUAUUUGUAUUGGAAUAUUUAUAGCUCAUAUAUCAGCGCGCGCACACACAAACACACACACACACAUUUAUUUCACUUAAUAAACAAACUAAAAUAAAGCA